AUGGGGCGCGCUGGCUUCCACCCUAUGGGUUUGCUGGUGGACCUCUCUCCGGAGGGGACGGCGGGGGACGACGCCGGGGACGAUGCCGCCGAGCUGGAGGCCGAGCUGCUGGCGCUGGUGGGAGGCCGAGCCGCACCGGGAGAGAAGCCCAAGGGGAAAACCCCUUUGCCGAUGGAGGCGAUUGAGAGGAUGGCCGCCCUCUGCAUGAAGGACCCGGAUGAGGAAGAGGAGGGGGAUGGUGACGAAGAGCUGGAAGAUGAAGACGAUCUCAUGGCCGAGCUGCAGGAGGUGCUGGGCGAAGGGGAAGGGAGCGGGGACGCGCCGGCGCCUCCCGCCAAGCCGCCCGCUGCCUCUGCGCCCAAGCCGCAGCCGCCCCCCGUUCUCCCGAAGCCCCAGGUCCUGCCCGUCAGCUCUCCGGAGACGAAACCAGCUCCUCCCUCGCCGUCUUCCCACCCAAGCAAGGGUUUGGCUCGUUAUUCCACUCCGGAACGGCUGUACCGUGCCGCUGACGGGGAAACCGGCAACGCCGCUCUCCUCUCCUCUUCCCCAGGCUCUGACCGUGCCGGUGCCGAGGCCCUGCUGCGGGGCCGGCAGCGGGAGUACAAGCUGGCAGCGCUGCACGCCAAGCAGCGCGGAGACCUGGAGAUGGCCACGAAGUACUACCGGGUCGCAAAGAGCUUUGACUCCCUGCUGGAAGCGGCAGGGAAGGGGCAGCUGGUGGAGCUGAGCAGCGUCCCGCCUCCUCCCGGCUCCGAGGGUUCUCUUUUCCCAGAGGCAGAGGAAUGUCGGAUUGACGGCGAGUUUUACCCCUGCACCUGUUCCUUCCAGACGCUGGAGAACAUGCUGGCCUCCGUCAAGAAGGGAAAAAAGAUCGACGAGGAGGAAAUCCCCCCUCCGGUGGCGCUGGGGAAGGCCCGGGACGGCCGGGAGUCUCGGCAGCAGAGGAUGGAGCGGAAAAAGUCGCCGGCGGCGCAGGCCAAGAGCAAGGGAGACGAGCGGAAGGCCCGGAUGCACGAGCGCAUCGUCAAGCAAUACCAGGACACCAUCCGGGCGCACAAAGCAGGGAAAACGGUGGAUUUCUCGGAGUUGCCCGUUCCGCCAGGCUUCCAGCCCAUCCAGGGCGCGGAGACGCCGGCCGGAGACCAAAGCAUCGCCGGAGUGCUGGAAACGGCCAUGAAGCUGGCCAGCCAGGAGGUCCAGGAGGAGGAGGACGGCGCUGAGGAGGCGAAGGUCGGGGAGCCUCCGGCACCUCCCCGCCAGCCGCCGCCACCUCCCAGCCCAAGCAGCCGCCCCCCCAAAACCAUGGCGAAAGCCCCCCGGGAGGCUCAGCCCCGCUCUCGCCCCGCAGCCCAGCAGCAGCUGGCGUUCCUGGAGGGCAGGAGGAGGCAGCUGAUGCAGGCCGCCCUCCGCGCCAAGCAGAAAAACGACAUCGAGGGGGCGAAGCUCUUCCUGCGCCAGGCCAAAGGGCUGGACCCCAUGAUCGAGGCCUCGCAGAACGGCCUGCCCGUCGAUAUAACCAAGGUCCCCGAAGCCCCCGUGAACAAGGAGGAUUUUGUGCUGGUGCAGCGGCGAGGGGUGCACAUCUCCCCCGAGGCAGCCAGCCAGUACCUGGAGCUGAUGAAGCUGAUCAGGCAGCAGCACGAGGUAGCGGGGCCCGAGGGAUGUAACCCCAAAACAGGGCGGCUUUGGCCGCGGCUGGGGAGAGAUCGAGAACGAGGGGGGCAGGACGCGGCGUGGGGCUGCGUGAAGUGCGCGGUGAAGGAGGGGAGACCCGGCGGGGUCUUCCUCGCUGUAGGUGUGGCUCCCAAUGACCUGGACGCCUUCGUGCGCUUCGAGUUCCCCUACCCCAACGCGGAGGAAGCUCAGAAAGACAAGACCAACGUCAUCAAAAACACCGAUUCUCCCGAGUUCAAGGAGCAGUUCAAGCUGUACAUGAACCGAGGGCACCGCGGGCUGCGGCGCGUCCUUCAGACCAAAGGCAUCAAGUUCGAAGUGGCGCACAAGGGGGGCCUCUUCAAGACCGACCGCGUCGUCGGCACGGCCCAGCUCAAGCUGGAGGCGCUGGAGACGACAUGCGAGGUUCGGGAGAUCAUCGAG
Messenger RNA from Nipponia nippon (crested ibis), 2097 nucleotides. The record is from RefSeq and is a predicted model, not a curated record. Lineage: Eukaryota; Metazoa; Chordata; Aves; Pelecaniformes; Threskiornithidae.